Onychostoma macrolepis is the source of this 994-nucleotide messenger RNA. RefSeq names its product MLLT11 transcription factor 7 cofactor (gene mllt11). Lineage: Eukaryota; Metazoa; Chordata; Actinopteri; Cypriniformes; Cyprinidae. The transcript is spliced from 2 exons. Gene Ontology annotation, biological process: positive regulation of release of cytochrome c from mitochondria; apoptotic signaling pathway; positive regulation of mitochondrial depolarization. Gene Ontology annotation, cellular component: nucleoplasm; cytosol. The record is from RefSeq and is a predicted model, not a curated record. Bases 167 to 424 code for a protein of 85 amino acids.
CCAGGACUGUCGCUAGUGAUGUUGGGUGCGGUUGGUUCAUGCUGAGCAGCCGGCGAGAAGAUUGAGACCAAACAGGGUGCAUCUUCCAUUCUUCUUCAAAUCCGAAUUACUAUAAACCAGCUUGUAAUUCAGAGAGAACUGAUCUGAUCACAUACAAGGGAUCGAAAUGUUAGACACAACCACCAGCCAGUUUGACUCCUUCCUGUUUUGGAGGCAGCCCAUCCCAUCACUGGACCUGUCGGAGCUGGAAGACCUUGGCAUUUCUAUACCCAAGUCCAAGGAAGCAAAGUCGACCAAGAGCUCCCAAAAAGCCUUGGGACAGGAGGAGGAAGAGGAUGUGGAGCUGAUGAAGUACUCCACCUUCAACUACUGGAAAGAGCCCAUCGCUAGUAUCGAUGCCUUGGAUUUCAGCCUGCUGUUAUAAGACACUGCAAUGCAAUUCUCAGUUCCUGCCCAAAUCUGUGUUUAAUGCCACUGUGGUUGCACUGAUUCUCUACUCCAUUCUGAUAUUGAUGAAUACAAGAGUCAUGUAUCAUGCCUUUCUUGUUAAACCAUGUCAGUAAACUAUGAUAACUGGGUUCUUGUUUGAUUAAACUAGCAGGGCAUUACUGAAUAUGGAUGUAUUAGUUACACUAUUUAGUAUCUCACUGCCCUGUAGACUCUGUGACUGAUCAAUUGGCCAUGAAAUAAGAUUAGGAUAUCUAGAAUGAUCAUAAUCUGCCAAAUUCACUUCAAGGCAAGGAGAUUUAGAACAAAUAAGAAAUCUAAAACUGUAUAAUAUUAUUGUAUGCCAAAUGAUUUGUAAUAUUAAUGCAAACAGUAAUUUAUUAGUUUAAACUGGAAUCUCACUGAAAGGGGUUUUUGUAUUGAACGGAUGUCCAUGUUAAAAUGCACAACUAAUGCUUUUCACUGUUUUUCCCCAUUAUGUUUGAUGACAAAUGUCAGAUGCCAAUUAAAGUGAGCUUGCUGCUAAAUGAAUAAAAAUGCUUAUGUA